CGGUCCCCGUCCCCAUACUUCGAGAAGCUGGACUGCGAUACGAAUUCGGGGAGUUCGAUGAGCUCUGCCAUAAAUUCCCUCUUCAGUUUUACGUCACCCGCUGUCAAGAAGCUGCUAGGAUGGAAGCAGGGAGACGAGGAGGAGAAAUGGGCUGAAAAGGCUGUGGACUCGUUGGUCAAGAAGCUCAAAAAACGGAAAGGUGCAAUCGAAGACUUGGAAAAAGCCUUGUCUUGUCCGGGUCAGCCUUCAAAAUGCGUCACCAUACCGAGGUCUUUGGAUGGACGUUUGCAAGUUUCGCAUCGCAAGGGCUUGCCUCAUGUAAUCUAUUGUCGGGUUUGGAGGUGGCCUGAUUUACAGUCUCACCAUGAGCUCAAACCGAUCGAGCUCUGUCAAUUCCCGUUCAGUGCCAAGCAGAAGGAUGUCUGCAUCAACCCUUAUCACUAUAGACGGGUUGAAUCACCAGUGCUACCACCGGUUCUGGUCCCCCGGUACUCCGAAUACCCACCUGGCCACAACGGACCGGUUGGAAUGCCGCCCGUGCCGCCCCCGGUUCCCUUCCGGCCCGUGCCAGAACCCACAAUGCCACACAAUGUAGCAUUCACACCUCAAGGAUUCAUCCAACAAUCGCCUCAUAACCAGACCAUACCCUCGCCUAAUACCCUGUCUCCCUCGUCGCUGCCUCCAUCUUCACCGCAUUCGAUGGGGAUCGCUGAGACGCCCCCGCCGGCAUAUUCUCCGAGAGCCCCUUUUUCGGAAACCGACCAUCAAAAUAACAAUAAUUCGAACAACAACAAUAAUAGCAGCAACAGCAGUAGUCUCAAUCUCAACACCAACAAUAACAGCAGCAGCAGCAGCAACAACAACAGUCAAGACCACAACUCGAACAGUCCGCAGCAGAUGGACAUUUCCGUACCGAGCCAGCCUGCUCCAGCAGAGAUGCAUGCCGUCGACUACCAGGAGCCUCAAUACUGGUGUACGAUAGCCUACUACGAGUUGAACUCGAGGGUGGGUGAAGUUUUCAGAGCCCAAAACCACAAUAUAGUCAUCGACGGCUUCACUGAUCCUUCGGAAAAUUCGCCUCGUUUCUGUUUGGGUCUGCUGUCAAAUGUCAAUCGGAACUCAACGGUUGAGAACACUCGCCGGCACAUUGGCAAGGGUGUGCGUCUCUACUAUGUGGGAGGCGAAGUGUACGCUGAAUGUCUCUCAGAUUCAGCGAUUUUUGUGCAAUCGAGAAAUUGCAAUCAUGCUCACGACUUCCAUCCGACGACCGUCUGCAAAAUUCCGCCGAAUUGCUCUCUGAAAAUAUUCAACAAUCAUGAAUUCGCCCAACUUCUGACUCAGGCCGUAAACCACGGAUUCGAAGCGGUCUACGAGCUGACGAAGAUGUGCACCAUUCGGAUGUCAUUCGUCAAGGGAUGGGGCGCCGAAUAUCACCGCCAGGAUGUGACGUCGACACCAUGCUGGAUCGAAAUCCACCUUUCGGGACCGCUGCAAUGGUUAGAUCGUGUACUCACUCAGAUGGGUACUCCGCGUGGAGUCAUAACAUCUGUAUCAUAG
This is a messenger RNA of Galendromus occidentalis (western predatory mite), 1557 nucleotides long. RefSeq names its product mothers against decapentaplegic homolog 9-like. The record is from RefSeq and is a predicted model, not a curated record. Gene Ontology annotation, cellular component: heteromeric SMAD protein complex. Gene Ontology annotation, biological process: regulation of transcription by RNA polymerase II; SMAD protein signal transduction; anatomical structure morphogenesis. NCBI's taxonomy places the organism in Eukaryota, Metazoa, Arthropoda, Arachnida, Mesostigmata, Phytoseiidae. Gene Ontology annotation, molecular function: DNA-binding transcription factor activity, RNA polymerase II-specific; RNA polymerase II cis-regulatory region sequence-specific DNA binding; I-SMAD binding. The transcript has 4 exons. The coding region runs from base 58 to 1557 and encodes 499 amino acids.